This is a messenger RNA of Diachasma alloeum, 1622 nucleotides long. RefSeq names its product venom acid phosphatase Acph-1. NCBI's taxonomy places the organism in Eukaryota, Metazoa, Arthropoda, Insecta, Hymenoptera, Braconidae. The coding region runs from base 388 to 1491 and encodes 367 amino acids. The record is from RefSeq and is a predicted model, not a curated record. Gene Ontology annotation, molecular function: phosphatase activity. The transcript has 8 exons. Gene Ontology annotation, biological process: dephosphorylation.
ACUCGUGAUUCCCACGUGUUUCGUCGCUGUUGUUCUUAUUGGCUAUAACACUCGGCGCACAUCUCAACACGAGACAUUAGUUGGAAUCCGUCAUCAGGUAGGUCCGGGUCUCAAUGAAUCUCCAACUCGCUUGAUCAAUCCCCAGUCACAUCUCUCCGAAAUAUUCCCUCGUUCUAUUCUAUUUCGCGGGAAUAUUCUCUGAAUUCGGCAUCAUGCUUUCACCACCACAUGAUGGCGAAAUUUACAGCUCCUGAUUUUCCAGAUUUCUUUGACAUUAAAUUCAUCAAUUAAAUUUAAUAUUCCGAUGCACGUGGAGUUUGAGAAUUCUUGGGGCGACAACUGAAGAAUUCAAUCAUUCAGGAGUUUUCAAGAUAUAUUUCAGAUAUCAUGACAGCUGUAUUACAGGCAUUCCUUCUUCAAGUCAUUAGUUUAAUCGCCGUGAGGGCAGCCCCAGUAUUCGAUCUAAAAUACGUCACGGCGGUGUUUCGCCAUGGAGCUCGCGCCCCUGAUACCAACGGUGCUGAAAGGUUCCCGAAUGAUCCCUACCUGCAUGAUGAUUUCUUCCCGCAAGGGGUGGGAGGAUUGACCAACGACGGCAAAAAACGCGAGUACGAGCUCGGACAAUUGAUUAGAACCCUCUACGGAGGCUUACUAGGAGAUAUUUACUUUCCAUCGUCUGUCGUGGCUCGCAGUACUGAUUACGAGAGAACGAAAAUGUCCCUGCAACUAGUUCUAGCUGGAAUAUUCCCUCCAGUCAAGGCUCAACAGUGGAACCCUAACCUGAACUGGCAACCGAUGAUCGCUAAUUACGUACCGAGUAAUGAGGACGUCCUCAUGAUCCCUGAGGAGUGUCCGCAAUAUUUGGAAGAAUUCCAGAGAGUAAAAAAACUACCGGAAGUGCAGGAGAGGUUGAAUGAAUUCAGCGGCUUGCUUAAGAAUUUGUCAGAUUGGACGGGGAAGAAUAUGAGCAUUCCCAAUGACAUGUUCAACCUUUAUCACGCCCUGAUGUCGGAAUCAUCGAUGGGUCUUGCACUUCCUCAAUGGGCGAAUCAUAUCUUCCCUGAGGGUCUGUUGUUGAACGGGACUAUUCUGGAGUACGAUAUCGUCAGUUACAAUGAGAAACUGAAGAGACUCAAUGGAGGUAUGCUCCUGAAGUAUAUUACAGAGACUAUGGAGAGUGUUAUCAACGGCGCCAACAAAAGAAAAAUUUCCCUGCUCAGUGGCCACGAGACGAAUGUUGCUGCCCUCCUCAAAACACUUGGGAUUUACUAUCCCCACGUUCCCGAAUACUCCAGUGCUAUAUUCGUCGAGUUACUUGACGGUGGCGGGGAGUAUUACGUCAGGGUUCGAUAUUACCUGGGGAUUCCCCCUCGUGUCAUCGAAAAGGCCAUUCCCGGAUGUGACUCUCCCUGCCCCCUCGCGGAAUUUAUGAAUCUGUUGGCCGGAGUCAUACCCACAGACGAGGACAUGGUCUGCCCGAGGAAGAAAUAACGAAUCAAGUGAUUACAAUGAUAAUGGCAGCGUCACUGGUCUCAAACAGAGAGAACUAAAUCAGUAGCGAAGUGAUCAAACGGUUUAAGUCAAUUUAGUUUUUAGUUGAGUUUUCCAGAAAUAUUUCCGAA